Molecule: messenger RNA, 702 nt
Organism: Aspergillus terreus NIH2624
Lineage: Eukaryota; Fungi; Ascomycota; Eurotiomycetes; Eurotiales; Aspergillaceae
Product: RWD domain-containing protein
Exons: 2
Coding region: 1-702 (233 amino acids)
Biological process (GO): cytoplasmic translation
Molecular function (GO): protein binding
Source: RefSeq, a predicted model, not a curated record
AUGGGUCGCGAAGAACAGAUCGAAGAGCGCGAAGUCCUAGACUCAAUCUUCCCCGAAGAGAUCACAGACGUAUCCGACACCUCGUACCGGAUAUCGAUCACCUUAGAUCCUCCGGAGAAUGACGUCGAAGAGACCGAACAGCCCGUGUUAAUCCUCCAAGUUACAUACCCGGCCGACUACCCGGAUGUGGCGCCCGAUCUUGACCUGUCCGCUCCUCCCAACGCGCCGAAGCAUCCCAGACUAGAUGUUCAGGAGGACCGUGAACGACUCCUCGAGGCGCUCCAGCCCACUAUCGAGGAGAACAUGGGGAUGGCAAUGGUGUUCACCCUUGUGAGCACACUAAAGGAAAGCGCAGAGCUUCUGAUGGCCGAGCGGGUCAAUGCCGUCCACGCCCUGAAGGAGAUGGAAGCCGCAAAGGCGGAGGAAGAAGAGAACCGCAAGUUCCAGGGUACUGCUGUCACCCGGGAGACGUUCCUGGAAUGGCUGGCAAAGUUUAAGCAGGAGAUGGAGGAUGAGGAGAGAAGGCAGCGCGAAGAGAAAGAGGCGGAGGAGAAGAAGGCUAGGGGUAAGGGACCGGCCAAGGAAGAGAAGAAGCUUACGGGCAAGGAACUAUGGGAAAGAGGUCUCGCUGGAAAGGGAGACUAUGACGAAGAUUACGAAGAUGCUAUGCCUCCUGUGGAGAAGAUGAAAAUAGCUGCAUAG